AUGGCCAUCGAUGGAUGGAUCAGGGAGGGGGUAAUGGCGAUCGCCUGCCUGGCUUUACGGAGGCGGGUAAGGAACGCCAUGGGCAGCGGCGUAAUUUCACCCGCCGGAGGGGGUGGUUAUUUGAAUAUGUUACAGCAACCAUAUUUUCCACCUUUGCAACAUUUUGGUGAAAAUUCCCAUUAUGUUGGAGCUACAAACAACUUGCAGCCACCAUCGCCUGCACCUGAACCACAUCCCAAUGGAAGGGCCAGCAUUGACCUUGAUGAAGAAGAUGGUGUUGACGCAAGUAGGUCAGUAAAGAAAAGAUAUUGGUCACAUGAAGAGGAAGUGAAACUGGCAAGUGCUUGGUUGAAUACUUCUAAAGACCCUAUUCAUGGAAAUGAAAAGAAAAGCGAUUCAUUUUGGAGUCAAAUCACUAAGGAGUUUAACCAGAACAAGCAACGAGAACAUCAUAGGGACACCAACAGCCUGAAGAUCCACUGGACACGCCUAAGCAAAAUGAUAAAUGAAUUCAAUGGCUAUUGGAUUUCAGUUUGUAAAAUGAACAAGAGUGGAUACUCCGACGACCAACUGAUGGAUGAAGCCCAAAAGAGGUAUGAGAAAAAGAAUGAAAAACCUUUCACAUUGAUCCAUUGGUGGAAGAUUCUAAAAGAUGAACCAAAAUGGUGCACAUUUGUUGCUCAAUCAGAGAAAGAUAAAAGCAAAAAAAAUGGCCAAGCCAUAGAUGUUGAUGGCACAGCUGAACAACGUCCUAUUGGGAGGGAAUCAGCCAAGCAAGAAUGCAGAGGGAAGAGGAAGGCAGAUCAGGUUAUGGAUGGUAUUGAAAUCCUUGGAGAAAAUAUAAACAAAAUUGUUGAAGUUACGCAAGAGCGUAAGAAGGAACGUGAACAAACGAUAGAGGCACAACUUGAGAUCUCUAGGAUGAGUUUGCAAACUGCAAAAGAACAUAAGGAAGCAAAGUUACUCGAAGCUUAUACUUCUUUGCUGGCUCGGGACACAAGUCAGAUGUCGGCCGAAGCAAAGAUCAGCCACGAGAAGACAUUAGUCAAGAUGGAGAAGAUGAUUUUUAAAAAUGAUGAUGAACCAUGA
Messenger RNA from Panicum virgatum (switchgrass), 1089 nucleotides. Its product is annotated as glutathione S-transferase T3-like. The transcript has 3 exons. NCBI's taxonomy places the organism in Eukaryota, Viridiplantae, Streptophyta, Magnoliopsida, Poales, Poaceae. Bases 1 to 1089 code for a protein of 362 amino acids. The record is from RefSeq and is a predicted model, not a curated record.